CACCAGGAUUGGCUGUGUGUAAUGGGAGUCAGAAUCUCAGCGAGGGGGAGAGAGAGUGAGCGGGGGGAUAGUUAAAGCAGAGGGAGGGAGAGGACCUGAAUGGGUGAAUGGAGGAGGCAAGGGGAAGGAGCAGAGGUGUAGGCGGAUGGAGAAGCAGCAUUCCUGACUGAGCAGUUACGGAACGGGGACGAGAAGGAGGUGAUCUGAAAUCCAGAUGCCUAAAGGACCAACACAAGGGUCAGACUAACAUACUCCCACACACACAGAUCGAAAGCGCUCCAUCCACCCUCCUGCUCCCCCUUUCACAGACGUUGCGACCUCGGUGGCUUUACAACUCAGAAAACAUCCACGAGACAAUAACAUCAACUGGAUACUGUUUUUUUUAAUGCCUUGUAAAUCCUAGUAAAACUCUGAAGACUUUCCAGCCUGCAGGGAUAACUGAAAACUUGUUUUGAAGGUAUUUUUUGAACUUUUAUUCUUUCCCUUUUCUGGAGGAAUUUUAUGGUGUAUUGAUGGCGUAAGCGGUCAAACAGCUGUCCGGUCAUGGCGCUGUGGUGGUGCGCCAACUCCUUCUGCAGGUUGGCUGCAACGUGUUUUCCCCUGCUCCUCUCAUCACUGCUAUGGCAAACGAUCUGCCCUCUACGUGCCAUCCUGCCCUGCCCACGUAGUUGCAGCUGUCCGGGUGUUAAAGAGGUCCACUGUACCUUCAGACAUCUCACCACCGUACCGAAAACCUUUCCUAAAGACACGGAGAGGCUCAACCUCGGUUAUAACAGCUUGACGGAGGUGGAGGGAUCCGAAUUCAAGUCUCUCCGGCAACUGGAAAUGCUCAUGUUGCAUGGCAACGACAUUAGCACAGUCCAUCCUGGGGCGUUUUACAGCCUGAGAUCACUACAGAUCUUGAAGUUGAGUUACAACAAGCUGAAAUCAGUAAACCCGGGUCUCUUUGAAGGCCUUAUUGGUUUGAUCCGCCUUCAUCUGGACCACAACCUCAUUGACUUUAUAGAGCCGUACUCCUUCUCUGGCCUAAGCUCCUUAAAACUCCUGCAGCUGGAGGGUAACCUUCUCAAAGAGAUCCACCCACAUACCUUCAUAACAGUGUCACUUCUCGGAAGCUUUUGGACAUCAGGACUCAAACAUUUACACCUGUCAGACAAUCUGUUAGAGCAGCUUCCUGCCGCAAUGCUGAAGACAGCUCCCCGGCUUGAGCUCCUAUCUCUACACGGUAAUCCCUGGACCUGUGACUGUCAGCUCCACUGGUUGAUAGAAUGGAGCUCCACCCAUGAAGGUGUUAUAAAAUGCAAGAAGGAACGUGGCUCAAGUGACACUUGCCCCCAGUGUUCCUCUCCUCAACCCCUGAAUGAGACCCUUUUGCUAGGACUGACUCCAGGUCAGCUUACCUGUGAGCGGCCAGUUCUUCGCUCGGCCCUCAAACAAUGGGACAAUCCUGUGUGGGCGGCAUCUGAAUCGGAGCCUGACCUUCCAUACACACGUGACUUUGAGAAGCCUUUGGGCCAUUUGACCAUCGUUCUCUCUGACAGCCAUGGAAACAAUGCUCAUGUGGCGUGUGAUGUGCGACAUCCUGGAGACAGUUCACCCAUCACUUGGACAGUAAAUCCGCAGUCACCUGGCGAGUUGUCCGUCAAUGUAUCUCUAGUGACUGUCCUUGAGUGUGAAAUUGAUCGGGAGACAUUGCAAAAUCUAUGGCAACUGGUUGCAUAUUACUAUGAAACCCCUGCUAUUUUGGAGAGAGGUGGGCUAAAGGGAAAUGCAAGCAGAGUAACCUAUCAAUAUGUCCAAGCCGUGAAUGACAAUUCCCCAUAUUUCACAGAUUUAAAAGGGUACUUGUUAGCAGAACCCUCAUGGCUGCUUCAACCCAGAGUCACUUUGAGGCUCAACAGACAGCAGACAACAACCAAGAAACUGGUGAUGGAUUUCACUACUGUAAUUACUAAGCACAUCAACAGCGAUAGAGGAUCGGAAGAUGCCCUUGAGAUGUCCUGGGCUCUAAUUCGCAGAGGGACAGCAGGAAGGGUUCAGACUGCGCUCGAAGGAUCAAAGGUCCAUUUAGAGUGCAUUGUUGUCACUUCAGAUCCAGAGUUGAGGGUGGAGUGGAUGCUUACAGAUUUGUCCAUUGUCAAAGACGCAACUGACAAAAUUGAAAUUUCUGAAAGAGGAGAACUUGUGAUUUUGAAUGCUACAUUGUCAGACUCAGGCCUUUACCAUUGUAUGGUGCGGACCAAGGCCGGUGUGGACUUAAUACCUCUGCGGCUCACCAUCAAAGAACUGUCACUCACCCCAACAGCUUUAAAUGGUCAGAAAAUUGUAGUUGAAAAGGGACAAUCUUUUUUUAUCCCAUGUGAGGUGACCUCCGUUAAGCCAAGUCAAACUAUGUGGUACCUGCCCAAAAACAAAAUUCUUCUUCCAACGCAACAGACAAGACGGACAGAAGUGAUGGAAAAUGGGACUUUGGUGGUAAGGAGAUUGACACAGGAAGAUGCAGGGGAAUACACCUGCCUGGCCUCAAAUCUAUAUGGAGUUGACAUGAUAUCACACCUGGUUGAAGUUACAGAAAGAGAAAACUCCCCUGAUAGAGCAAAAGUACAGACUUCAAAAAAACAGAUUUUGCCAUUUGCUUCAGAGGAAGGAGAGGGUUCGGGGGGAGAUUAUCAGGAAAUUAUACGUUCUUUUGCUACACAGAUCCCUAAGGCAGGAACUCCACAAAGGAAUCAUAACAGGGUUUCUAAGACGUCAAGGAUUAAAGAUUCAAAGAGAAAACCCAAUAAAUCUGUGAAAGAAUUAGAUCCAAAUCGGUGGGCAGACAUUUUGGCUAAAGCUAAUGCUAGACCAAGUGUUACUUUGCCCCCAGAGCAGUCCCUUCCAGAGCCCAGCACAGAAACUAUCCAAACAAGUACUUCCAAACCGAUAACAACAACCGCUACAGCAAUUUCCAUGGAUGCUAACAACUUACCCCCUACUGCCACCCCUACUGAUACCAGGGAGGAACCAAAUAGUUUUCCCACCAACACAAAAUCUAAGACUGAAGCUUAUUCUACAGAGAAUAAAAUGGGUGACUCAGAGCGAUCUGAAAGUCUGCCAGAGGUUCUGCCUCAACUUCUGCCUCCCAGAAGUACAGAACCAAGCCCCCACCGUGUUGGUGGGAUGGCAGACACUGUAAAAGCAGUCACAGACCCUCUUGCUGUUGGAAAUCGUCUGACAGUAGAUCAGUCAGCAAGUAAGCCGUCUAUAGAGGGUAAAAGGGAGGACAUACUUGUUCCAGGUCAGACAAACAGAAGAAGGCCUCCUUACAGGCGUAGAAAACCCAAAAUGAAAACAUUCCGUCCACACGGACAUCCCUUAUAUCAUUCAUCAAACAAUCACCAAACAACCGUUCAACCAACAACCAUCACCCCAACAACACCAACCACUACUACUACUACAACUACUACAUCUACAACAACAACACCAACAACAACAGCAAUACUUGUUCCAACCACAAUGAAGAACCAAGACAUCUUAUCUGCUGAGUAUGUGAAAGAGGAAGAUAAAGGUGAAUACUAUGAAGAAUAUGAUAUCAAGGAUAGUGAUGGAGAUUUGAAGAGUGAAACCCCUCAUGCCACAGAUAUUGAGAGCAAGACUGCCACAUCACCAGCUAGAAAAAAAGAUCUCGGUAGCUCUCCGCUUAAUCCAAAAACAAUUGUCAGGUCAAAGCUUGAUAGGCCUCCACAUCCAAAUGAAAGACCUGUUGAAGAGAGGGAGACAGACACAAUGAAGCUUACGGAAUCUGAGAGCAUGAAGACUAUAAUUGAAACUGAUAAAAAGGGCAGGGACAAUGAAAAUCUUGGAGAGAGUGGAAUGGAGGUAAUACGAGCAAUGGAAAGGGAAGAAAACAUCAACAUCAACACCAAAGGCAGAUUGAAAGGCAUAGAAAAAUAUGAUAAGGAUCAGGUUACAGAGGAUCACAUCCAGUUAACCACAACAAUUAGACCAAAAUCUAACACACAACCUUCACCAGAAGAAAAUAUACCCAUCCAUGCAAGAACUACAUCCACUUCAAAUUCAGCAAGAAGUAGAGAAAAAGAACUCAAACAGAGAGAGGAUAAAGAUGCCAACAAGCCAAAAGUGAAGACUGAGAUCCACAGUUUCCAAGUCGUGGAGCCAGUUCACCCCUGGCUCCAUCAGCUCAAACAGGGAGUUGGACAAACCCCUGCUUCCAGGACAAACCAAGACAGAAACACAGCAAAGCAAGGCAAAGUGAACCCGGGUGGACAUUCCCAGCCUCCCAGAGUCCCCCCCACCUCCCGCUGGCCUUUACACCAUCCUUACUACCCACUCUACCCUGGCCAAAGUUCAAUUCCUCAUACAAGGCAUGGUCCUGGCACCCACCCUGCACCUACGCACCAACCCUGGGCUGUCCCCCAUCCCUGGGCUCAAAACCUGGUUGUCACAAACCGACCAGAAGUUGUCGCAGAAACUGUGAAGCCCGCACCUACGCUCUCUGGAAAAACACUCUCCAAUCACCAUCCGUCACAGCACCAACAUCAAAAUCACCAUGUUGAUGGCAGGACCCAAACCAGAGACCAACUUUUUCUAUCAAGGUUGAGGAACAGAUACAGACAGGCUCAGCUCGAACGCAUCGCUCAGCUAGGGAGGAUUGUGACACCUAAACCUCGCAUUGGCUACCACAAUCCUCCAUCUCCACAUCAACCCUAUAUCCGGAAGCAAUCAGCACCCACUUCUUCUUACACCCACAAGCCGCAAUCUUUGAGGCCUGCUAAACCUUCAUCAUUAUCAUUUUCUGGGCUAAUUUCAACCCCUCGUCCUACCCAGCCCACCUCUGGGGUGCUUUAUGGCGGUCGGUGGCCUGUUGGAGCUGGACAAAUUAGCUCUCGGUGGCCCACAGCUGUGCCUCCUUUCCCAUGGGUGUUGGGAGCUGGAAGUGGUGGGCUCAAGCCCCGUAUUACCACUGUGACCACCGCUAGCGUGUCAGUACUGGCGGAGAGUGAUGUGUUCCUGCACUGCAAAGCAACAGGGAAUUCAGAACCCAGCAUUGCAUGGACCAAAGUCUCCACAGGUGCCACCAUACCUGCCAACAGCAAGCAUGGCCCCCGUUUUGAAGUCUUAAAGAAUGGAACUUUUGUUAUUAGAAGCAUCCAGCUCCAGGAUAGAGGCCAGUACCUCUGCACGGCCCAGAACAGCUUUGGAUCAGAUCGCAUGGUCAUCACCUUAGCUGUGCAGACUGAGGCUCCAAAGAUCCAUCCGCUUAAGUCCACAGAGAUAGCCGUCUACUUGGGGAAAAGUAUGACUCUAGACUGCCUUGCUUCGGGUAAACCACCUGCCCAAAUUUCCUGGAUUCUUCCAGACAGGACGUUUGUGCGGGAAGUCGGGAUUGUUCACACUCCCCUUUCUCAAAUGUCUCUGCUUCAAAAUGGAACAUUGCAAAUUCACUCUCUCAAUUUCUCCAGCAAAGGGGACUAUAAAUGUAUCGCAAGCAAUGCAGCAGGUGCUGAUACCGUCACUUAUCAUCUCCACGUGGCCGCUCUGCCGCCAAGCAUCAGUGAACCAGCAAUGGAUACCAUGAUCAUUCAGCCAGGCAGGAGUGUGUAUGUUCACUGCUCUGUGAAGGGCGAACCGGUGCCUGCUCUGAAAUGGACGCUCCCGGGGGGUGGCCAUGUAAAACCGUCACAGUUUCUUGGUCGCAGGCUGUUUGUCUUCCCCAAUGGGACGCUGUAUGUAAACAAUAUUAUACCAGCUGAUACAGGGAGGUAUGAGUGUUUGGCCACUAAUGCUGUAGGCAUGGCCAAAAGAUCUGUCCAGCUGGAGCUGAGCGCAGAUACCCCCUCUUUCUCCCGCCAGCCUCCAUUUCCUCUUUCCAUCCCUUCAACUCAACGCCAUGGGGUGCCAUCGCAACAGCACUCUGUCUCAGCUAUGUACGGUUCUGCUGUGUACCUCCACUGUCCUGAGUCUACUGGAUCCACAAUAGGGACCAUCUGGCAGCUUCCCUCCAAGACCAUCAUGGAUCAUCGAUACAGUCCGGAGAGACCAAUUAAAGUGUUCCGGAAUGGGACUCUGAGGAUACUUCAGCUAACUGAGCUAGAUGGUGGAAAUUAUCUGUGUGUCUUUCAGAGACCCAAUGGGGAGGACAUGGAGCUCUUCCAAGUGGAUGUGUUAAUGACCCCUCCUAGAAUUGAACAAGUGAGGACUGCACAAACCAAGGUCACCUUUGGAGAAAAUUUCCAGGUGGACUGUGUUGCAACAGGCCUUCCUGACCCAGAAGUUUCUUGGAGUCUCCCAGAUGGAACUUUAAUCAACAAUGCCCUCCAAUCAGAUGACAGUGGCCUUCGCAACCGCCGUUAUGUUAUUUUUGGCAACGGGACUUUACUUCUACAGCAAAUGGGCAAAAGAGACGAGGGGGACUACACUUGUUUUGCCAAAAACAAACUUGGCAAGGAUGAAAAAAAAGUGAGUGUCAAAGUGGGGCCGAACGCUCCAAAAAUUAACCCAAAAUCACCAGCACUGGUUACGGUUAAGUUAGGAGAAUCAGCUCAGUUGAGUUGUCAAGCAACAGGUGACCCUGUACCAAAGAUCAUCUGGAUCUCACCCAGGAAUGAUGUGAUAUCUUUCUCAUCAGAAAAAUUUCAGGUAAUGGAUGAUGGGAUGUUAGUGGUGAAAAAGGUCAUACUGGCCGACGAAGGAAAAUAUGCAUGUGUGGCACAGAAUUCUGCUGGUGAUGAUGUCAAAAACAUGAAACUAGAAGCUGAACUCCAGGAACCUUUUAUUAAUGGCUUGAAAGGGAGGAGUACCACAAAGGCUUUAGCUGUUUCUUAUCAGACAACGCUUCUGCAUUGCACAGUGGAAGGGAAACCCAAACCAAGAGUCUCAUGGGUCACUCCUUAUGGACAUUCGCUCCCAUCACUUUACCAGGGUGGUCGCUUCGAAGUCCACCGGAAUGGGAGCUUGGAGCUGAGAGGAGUGAGGAAAACCGAUGAAGGGAGGUACAUGUGUCUGGCCCAAAACAAUCUGGGUGAAGCCUCUCUUUUGGUUGAAUUAGAUGUUUCAUCUAUAGCCGAGAAACCAAGUUUUGCUGUUCCCAAUAUUGAAAUCUUACCAAUAAAGCAAGAUGUUGGGGAAUUGUUUCUGGAGUGCUCAGCUCGUGGCAAGCCAAACCCAGAGUUUGCAUGGGUUCUACCCGAUGGGGCAAUGUUAACGCCUGGCGUUAGACUCCAACGCUUCACACAUCAUCUGGGUAAUGGCACUCUAAGGAUUUCUCGACCAGUUGCAAGUGAUAAGGGAGUGUACCGGUGCCUGGCAAAAAAUGUGGCAGGACAAGCAGAGAAACGUUAUGCGCUGGAGUCGGGCAGGAAGCCAGUGAUCAGAGGAUCUACAGGUGGUAUGAAGAUCACGUACGGCCUUAAUCUCAACUUGCCCUGCGCGGUGGACAGCUGGCCGCAGGCAUCAAUCAUAUGGACACUACCAAAUGGUCUUGUUUUGGACAAACCUCAAUCCAUUGGCCGAGUAUUUCUAUUUCCAAAUGGGACCCUGCAACUCAGGCAGGUUGCCACUUUUGACAAGGGAACAUACAUCUGUAAAGCCUCCAACUCUUUUGGCUCUACAACUCUAUCAUACCCAGUUGCAGUGAUGGUUUUUCCACCACAAAUAACUAAUACGCUGACCUCAAUUACAAGGGCCAACCGGGGAUCACCAGUGAAAUUAAAUUGUGUUGCAACUGGUAUUCCCAAGCCGGAUAUUUCAUGGACGUUGCCUGGACGCACAACGCUGGUUCCACAUAACCGGUUCACGGUGGAGGGGGGGAUUCACAUGACAGAAGAGGGCAGUCUGGUCAUACAGAACACAAUGCUAAUGAACUCUGGCAUUUACAAAUGCAAUGCUAAAAACACACUCGGCACAGACUUUAAAUCUACUUACCUACAAGUAGUCUGAUUGACAAUUACAGUUGCUGUUUUGGGAAAAUGUCACAGUAGAAUUAGGUACGAAUGAGGACAUCUUUAUCAGGAUUUCAAUAUUUUGCUUAAUCGAUACUCUGGAGAGAGACCUACAGGCUGACUGGAAGCUUGGCUUGAGACAGCUUACAAAGCAGGUUCCACUAAAAUAACAUUGCAAAUGUUUCAAAUAAUAUUCACCUUUAUGAUUUCUAUGGUGGUGGCGGUUUAUGGUGCGAAUCUGGCUGAAGCCAAAUAAUUAUGCAUUUUAGACCUUGAAGUGUAUUUUAAAUUUUCAAAAAGCUGUAUUAACUCACUGCUUAAAGGUUUGCCUUGUGGCUUUACCCUGUAGACCCCUUUCACAUUCCCAAAACCACAUUAUCAUUUCUGAAGUUUUACCUCACAGUACAAUUUUACGAUGACAAUGCUUGUUGUGCAAAUAACCAACUUACGAUUCUUGAUAUAUCUGAAUAUAAUUUUGACCUCUUAUACAAUUAUAAAUUUGAGUCUGCUAGUAGAGUUUAAAUUGUGUUUUUGCAGCUGUAAAAUAUGGGUAAAUUGCUUAAAUUGCUCACAUAACAAAAUGGAAGAAUAAACUUAUUAUUUAUCAACAAGCAGUGAUGAGUAUCCAUCCAUCCAUCCAUCCAUCCAUCGUCAAACCGCUUAUCCUGCACACAGGGUCGCGGGGGGGCUGGAGUCUAUCCCAGCCAACUUCGGGCGAAAGACAGGGUACACCCUGGACUGGUCGCCAGCCAAUCGCAGGGCAGUGCAGUGAUGAGUAGAGUAAUAGAAUUCUUGAACAUGGGUAUAUCAUCAGCCAUUCUACUUAUGUGGUGAAGUGGCCAAUUUAAUUAACUCUUUUCUAUAAGGACACAAAUGCCCCGGACCCUAUUGCUGCUCUAUAAUGUGUAUCAGAAUAUGGCUUACUGUAUGUAUCAGUUUCAUAUAUUCAUGUUCAUAAUGGUGGGAGAGUAAUAACUCAUAAUAUUUUAAUUAUGAACUUAUUGAGCAACACAAAAUCACAACAAAGUGGAACUUCACAAAAAGUUAAAUAAUAUAUAAAAAAUAAAACAUACAGGUAUUUAUUGUUUUCA
This is a messenger RNA of Gasterosteus aculeatus aculeatus (three-spined stickleback), 9034 nucleotides long. RefSeq names its product matrix-remodeling-associated protein 5. The record is from RefSeq and is a predicted model, not a curated record. Lineage: Eukaryota; Metazoa; Chordata; Actinopteri; Perciformes; Gasterosteidae. Gene Ontology annotation, molecular function: protein binding.